Messenger RNA from Stegastes partitus (bicolor damselfish), 3124 nucleotides. It is a transcript of the gene pnpla3, whose product is annotated as patatin-like phospholipase domain containing 3. The record is from RefSeq and is a predicted model, not a curated record. Gene Ontology annotation, biological process: lipid homeostasis; triglyceride catabolic process; positive regulation of triglyceride catabolic process. NCBI's taxonomy places the organism in Eukaryota, Metazoa, Chordata, Actinopteri, Pomacentridae. Gene Ontology annotation, molecular function: triacylglycerol lipase activity. The transcript has 9 exons. The coding region runs from base 82 to 1500 and encodes 472 amino acids. Gene Ontology annotation, cellular component: membrane; lipid droplet; cytoplasm.
UCGCUGAGAGCCAGUGGCAGCGGGGCCGACUCCUCUUCUCAGCCGCAGCGACCGGGACCCCGAGCCGGGUAAUGCCCCGCCAUGUUCGACCUUAAUAACGGCUGGAACCUGUCUUUCGCCGGCUGCGGCUUCCUGGGGAUUUACCACAUCGGAGUUGCCAGUUGCCUGCUGGAGAAAGCGCCCUACCUCGUCAGAGGGGCCACCAGGCUGUACGGAGCUUCGGCCGGUGCUCUGACCGCCUCGGUGCUCGCCAGCCAGGCAGCGAUAACGAAAUGCUGUGAAGAUGUGCUUGAGGUGGCGAAGGAGGCCAGGAAGAGAAACCUGGGCCCACUUCACCCAACCUUCAACCUGGUGAAGGUGAUAAGGUCCGGCUUGACUCGCGACCUGCCCUCAGAUGCACAUGUCCUGGCCUCGGGGCGGCUCUGUGUUUCUCUGACCAGGGUGUCUGAUGGGGAGAACGUGUUGGUGUCGGAGUUCAGCUCCAAAGAGGAGCUCAUCCAGGCGCUGAUCUGCAGUUGCUUCAUUCCCAUCUACUGUGGGCUCAUUCCUCCAUCCUUCAGAGGAGUGCGGUAUGUGGAUGGUGGGAUUAGUGACAACCUGCCACAGUCGGAGCUGAAGAACACCAUCACCAUCUCGCCUUUCUGUGGCGAAAGCGACAUCUGUCCCCGGGACAACUCCACCAGCUUCCACGAGCUGCGUUUCACCAACACCAGCAUCCAGAUCAACCUGGGCAACAUGUACCGCCUCAGCAGAGCACUGUUUCCACCAGAACCCAAGGUUCUGGCUGAGAUGUGUCAGAGCGGUUAUAAAGAUGCUCUACGCUUCCUUGAAGAAAACAACCUGCUGAUGCUGCAGCAUCCAACCUCCGGCCCGGCCCUGCCUGACAGCCCCGCCAGCUGCUGCUGCAAGCAAACCGAAACAACCAAAGAGUGGGUGCUCCGGAGGCUCCUCCUGCUGCGGAAACAGCACUGGUGGCUGGAUGAGCAGCUCGCUCUGCCCACGCCGAUUAAGAAAGUAUUCUGCGAGGCUUGCCAAGAUAAGCCUGGCCUCUACGCCAAGGUGUCUGAGAUGCUGCCAGUGAGAGUGGCUUCCUACAUGCUCAUGCCCUACACUCUUCCUGUGCAGUCAGCCUACUCGGUGGCCCAGAGGUUUGUGGAGUGGAUCCCAGAGGUGCCAGCUGAUGUGCGCUGGCUGUUCGGCGUGGCAGGUGACGUGUAUCGGCAGGCCUGGAAAGGAGAAUCAGCACGCUCUAUCAGUGAGCCGUACCUGAGGAAAUGCUUGAGCGUGCCGCCUCUACCUUCAGAGUGUGACAGCCCCACGCAGAGAGACAUCCUGCCUGCUCUUUCCUCCCUCGAUCUCCACGGAAACUACUGGGAGAUUCCCAAAUCUACCUCCUCCUCCUCACCCCACCCUCCUCUCAUCGCCCCCUCCUCGCCACAACAAGUCUGCUUCAUUGUCGGCUCGGAGGACGAACCACAGCCACGCUGUGCACCGCAGUAAAACGAUCCAGGACCUGAACUUUAACAGCGAUGUGAUCCCAUUUUAACUCCAUGGGUGACAUGUGGCUGGACUGAGGAGUGGUAAAAACACUAAAAAAAAAUGUGUUUGCCACAUUGACUUUGAACACUCCAGGCAGCACUAAAUGUAUGACUUUUUUUUCAGGAGUGAUGUGGAGGCUGGAAGCGUUGCAACUCACUCAGGAUUGUAGAUAACCUGUUUUAAUGCACAGCAGAGAAAUGCGUCUGACUACAACCCUACCGACCCCUUAGUUUUAAAUAUACUCAUAAGUAGCUUUUAUUCCAAGACACUUCAGUUAUUUAUCAUUUCUCUGUCUCUACAAAUGGCUCUGUCUCUGCCUUUGGUUAUGUUGGUGGAUUUUUACAGCUGUGUGACGUCUCUGCUUCCUUGCAGCUUCUGAAGGAACAAAACAGACGUCUAGAGUGACUUACUGAUGACCUGGCUGAAUUGUUGGCUUUUGUAACCUGUCUGGUAGCUUAUAUUCCUUAACCUGUCAGGUUAUUGUUAUGUUCUUAGAUGUCAGACUUUCCUUUGCUCUAAUUACUUGCUGAGCUCGGACUGUCAUGGCUGCUGUACCUCCCACAUGGUCAGGGCAGAUGGCCGCCCUCCUCGAGUCUGGUGCUGCUGGAGUUUUUAUUUCUGUUAAAAGGGAGUUUUUAUUUCUUCCCACUGUCACCAAGUGCUGCUCAGGAAGAUUUGUUGGCUUUCUCUCUUUAAUAUUUUAAGGUCUUCACCUUAUCAUGUUGAGUGCCAUGAAACAAUAUACACAUAGAAUUAAAUGCAAGUAAAUUAAGCACUUUCAGCAAGAGGAGGAUACCAGGAUGUAAAUGCUUUGCCAAGUAGUUCAAGAAGGAGGAGCUGUCUGGUUUGACAGCGUUAUGACACAUUACAAGACCAAGCCAGUGUUCUGAAGGUCAUUUUUGGGGGGAGAAAAAUGCAGUUAUCAAGCUGAGUACAUACCUUAAAGGAGAGCAUCACCACCUCAUUAUGACUGAAGUUAAAGCCAACUUAUUGGCAUGCAGUUCAUUUCACUGACAUUCUUUCAGCUUCAGCUGAGAUGAUGCAACAGUUCAUUGUGUAUCAGUAGACAAGACAAAUCUAGACAGGACAAACAACCUUGGUUCACUUUGCUCAUUAGCCACUAACAUUAUUUAAACAAUCCUCAGCUGCAGGUCAGUCCAGCCUGUUUUCUACAGCCAGCAGCUGACCUGUGUCACUGCUACCAGGUGGCUACUGGUAGGUUUUUGACACAACUGCAGAGCCUCUGUGUUGGUCAUUGUUCUGACUUCAUUUGCCAAAUGAAGUCACCGACUGUGCGACCAGUGUUUUAGAAUAUCAGUGUUAUCAGUGGAUACAGUGAAAUAUGCACACAGUCUGCAAGGCAGAGUGGCUGGGUUACUGACGACUGGCUCAGUAAACCCAAACUUUUGCACAUGCCACCAUUACUGUUUAAUACGUUUCUUUUUUCUUUUUUUAAAAAAAAAAGGACACUGCAAUAGGCUUUGAAGACCUUCAACUUCUAAAUCUGUCUUGUGUCACUGAUCACUUGGAUGUAUAGAUAUGUUCAUACACUGUAUUACUGUGAGAUUAAACAAUUUAAAAUGAA